Molecule: messenger RNA, 1311 nt
Organism: Enhydra lutris kenyoni (northern sea otter)
Lineage: Eukaryota; Metazoa; Chordata; Mammalia; Carnivora; Mustelidae
Gene: TBX6
Product: T-box 6
Exons: 8
Coding region: 1-1311 (436 amino acids)
Biological process (GO): vasculogenesis; heart looping; regulation of transcription by RNA polymerase II
Cellular component (GO): nucleus
Molecular function (GO): RNA polymerase II cis-regulatory region sequence-specific DNA binding; DNA-binding transcription factor activity, RNA polymerase II-specific
Source: RefSeq, a predicted model, not a curated record
AUGUACCAUCCACGAGAGUUGUACCCCUCUCUGGGGACAGGCUACCGCCUUGGGCCCCCCCAGCCGGGGACAGAUUCCAGCUUCCCGCCUGCCCUGCCAGAGGGCUACCGCUACCCUGAUCUGGACACUCCCAAGUUGGAUUGCUUCCUCUCCGGGAUUGAGGCUGCUCCCUGCACCCUGGGCGCUGCCCCACCCCUGCCCCCGCUGCCCCCAGCCCUGGGCACUGAGCCAGCCCCCCCAGCCCCUGAGGCCCUUCAUUCACUCCCCGGAGUCAGCCUGAGCCUGGAGAACCGGGAGCUGUGGAAAGAGUUCAAUUCUGUGGGAACAGAGAUGAUCAUCACCAAAGCUGGGAGGCGCAUGUUUCCUGCUUGCCGAGUCUCAGUCACUGGCCUGGACCCCGAGGCCCGCUACCUGUUUCUUCUGGAUGUGGUUCCAGUGGACGGGGCUCGCUACCGCUGGCAGGGCCGGCGCUGGGAGCCCAGCGGCAAGGCGGAGCCCCGCCUGCCUGACCGCGUCUAUAUUCACCCCGACUCUCCUGCCACGGGUGCCCACUGGAUGCGGCAGCCUGUGUCUUUCCAUCGUGUCAAGCUCACCAACAGCACCCUGGACCCCCACGGCCAUCUGAUCUUGCACUCCAUGCACAAGUACCAGCCCCGCAUCCACCUGGUGCGGGCCGCCCAGCUCUGCAGCCAGCACUGGGGGGGCGUGGCCUCCUUCCGCUUCCCCGAGACAGCAUUCAUCUCUGUGACAGCCUACCAGAACCCGCGGAUCACACAACUGAAGAUCGCCGCCAAUCCCUUUGCCAAGGGCUUCCGGGAGAACGGCAGAAACUGUAAGAGGGAGCGAGAUGCCCGUGUGAAGAGGAAACUGCGGGGCCCAGAGCCUGGAGCGGCAGAGGCCUAUGGGAGCGGAGAUGCACCAGGCGGUCCCUGCGACUCCACGCUGGUUGGGGACGUCCGUGAGUCAGAUCCAGAGCAGGCCCCGGCCCCCCGCGAAGCUGCUCCGGCCCCAGCUCCUCCGUGCGGCGGCUCCAGCGCCGAAGCCUACCUGCUGCACCCCGCGGCUUUUCACGGGGCCCCCAGUCACCUUCCAACCAGGAACCCCAGCUUCCCUGAGGCUCCAGACUCGGGGCGUCCAGCGCCCUACUCAGCUGCGUUCCUGGAGCUGCAGCCUGGGCCAGGGGGCUCGGGGUACCCAGCCGCUGCCCCCCCAGCACCCUUUGCCUCACACUUCCUCCAGGGGGGCCCCUUCCCCAUUGCCUACCCCGGCCCUGGGGCUUACCUGGAUGUGGGCUCCAAACCAAUGUACUGA